UCAAAUUCUCAGGCUCCCAAUGAUUCCGGUAAGCAUAAGGGAGCUCAUUCCAUAACUUCAUCCGCCAGUGUGUCUUUUGCUUCUGGGCCUGGACCAGCUGCCUUUGCCCGCGAACAACUCGCCUUGAAUGGCAGUCCCUCAGCAGGACGGCGGUCACCGCAGGUCGGCGCACUAUCAAUGCUGGCCAAUGACGAGUCCAAUGGUCUGUCGGUUACUUGCCUAAAUCAACGAUGUAACGAGUUCACCUUUUCUCCAAAUGCCACUGUUGGUGGUGCACUUGCUCGGAAGGCGGCCGCUCUAGCAGUCUCGGGGGAGGUUGGUUGGGAAAAGUUAGUGAAGUCUUUAGCUUUUGUAUUCAAUCUUGAUUAUGCAAUACAAAUCGACACGUAA
Messenger RNA from Protopolystoma xenopodis, 390 nucleotides. Lineage: Eukaryota; Metazoa; Platyhelminthes; Monogenea; Polystomatidea; Polystomatidae. The record is from the annotation of a GenBank genome assembly.